Hipposideros armiger (great roundleaf bat) is the source of this 3004-nucleotide messenger RNA. RefSeq names its product PWWP domain containing 4 (gene PWWP4). The record is from RefSeq and is a predicted model, not a curated record. The transcript has 4 exons. Bases 665 to 2683 code for a protein of 672 amino acids. Lineage: Eukaryota; Metazoa; Chordata; Mammalia; Chiroptera; Hipposideridae.
AUUUAACAAGGAUAUUUACAGGCUGGAGAGAUGGACUAACUGGAGAAACAUCGAGACUAGUCAGUGUCUGCUGUCAAUAUUUACAUUACAGGCGCUUCUGGCCUGGUGGUCGACAUUUGAUCUCUGGAAGCACAGUGCACUUCAGAAGCACAACGCAGGGUAAAGGGACUGCCAGACAUGCAGGUGGAGUUCGCGGAUCAGCAGAUCCUGCUCACACAAGCACACCUACCAAGAUCCACCUGGAGUUCGGUGCACAAGGAGACGCUAGCACCCGAGCAAAGAAACCUGGGAGGACUCCCCUUGGCUGAGCCCUGAGGAGCACAGAAGGCCCAGGACGUCCAACAACACAAAUGAGACCCCGGACAUGACACCCACCUCCCCACGUGGGUGCUCUUUCACAUGCAGCAGGAACAAGAGGACAAGAAGGAGGGCCCAGGGGGCUGUGAAACUGCUCUGGUAUCUUCCGUCUUCUUUCCCAAUAUUCUGCAGUACACUCUGUCAAAACACGAGCUCCAGCACCCCUGGGAGAUUCAGGUGCAGAAGGGCAGGCCACAUGAGCUGUAAACGCUUUCUGUUCCCAGGCAAAGCUGUGCGGUGAAGAACAUUGUGUUAGGGAGAUCUGCUGUAGCUGGGGUAGGAUGGCCAGACCCCUUCACCUCUGUUAAUGGCCUCCAAACCCACAAGUCAAAUCAUAAUGGACUCUGAGUAUGUCCUAUGCAAUUGGAAAGGCCGUUUUUGGCCAGCAAAGGUUUUGUCCAGAUCUAGCACCUCACGAAAAACUAAGAAGAAACAGGCAUGUUGUCUACAAGUUGAAAUACUCUCAGUAGGCAAAAAAAUUAAAGUGCAAAACCGAGACGUGAAGAUCCUAAACGAGUAUCAAAUUGAAUCCAUUGCCUCCUCACUAGGGGCCAAGUCGAAGGCCAGCGCCCCGCCUGGUGAAGAAGUGGCCUACAGAAGCGCUCUGACGGUGGCACUGGACAUGCUGCAGGAGAGAGCAAAGCUGGAUCAGGCAAGAGCCUCAGAUGACCCAGAGGUCACUACGCAGUCUCAAAAGGGGCCACAAAAGCGACCUCGUAGAAAGUAUCGGAAGACCAAAAAGAACUCACCGAAAAGCCUUCAGAAAAGAGAAAACCUCAAAUCACUGUUGGUCCCUUCAGGGGGCGAGGACACCCCAGACGGAGACAAAGCACAGGUGCACACCUCUGUUGCUCCUGUUCCUAGGGGAUCGCAAGCAAAGUCCUCACACAGCUCCAGUGUGUGCCUAAACUUCCCGCUGCUUUCAGAAGAUGACCGUGAGAAAGAGGGCAGGGGAAAAAGGGUCAUCUCAAGAGUUACAUGCCAGCAUUGCACAGCCAAGGAGGAAAGUGCAGGUGCUAAAGGUGGAGGCAUCCUUCCAUCUCGGCCACCUGGUUUCAUCGCCUCUGUGCCCAAGGCUUUGAAAGGAAAGGCAUGUGGAACCCGCCCAAAGACCCUGGCCCUCUCUUCUGACUUUUCUACCAUCUCUGGGAAUGCACAAGGAGCCAGGAAGCCAGGCUCGGAAGAUACAGCAGCAUCCCCCAGUUCCCCUGAGCGGGGGCUGCAUCAUUCACUCCAUCUGGCAAGCAGCAAAAAGAAGCUGAAGGUACCAGAGUCUGAGAAAAGACGGCAGGAACCUCGACCUUUAGUUGAGUCAAAGGCUAUUCACUCCACCCCAGCUGUGAAGAAGGGUGGCACCAAGAAAGCGGCACAACUGACAAGAAUGGCUUUCCCUCGGAAGCCGUGUUCCAUUACAAGAGGAACGAUUGUCUGGUUUAAGUUUCAAAGUCACCCGUUUUGGCCAGCAGUGGUCAAGAGUGUCAACCACACAGAUCAGACGGCAAGGGUCGUUUUGGUUGAGGAAAACAUGCACCGUGAAAAGCGUGGCAUUCAAGCGCCUCUUCGGAGACUGAAGCUCCUGGAUUGUAAAGAGAAAGAAAAGCUGAUGAAGAGAGCCAGGAGACUGUAUGAGCAAGGUGUGAACUGGUGCUUCUCCCUGAUCUCGCACUACAGAGAACGGCUCAGUCGUGGGGCCUUCACGGGCUCUUUCCUGGACUAUUAUGCUGCUGACAUCAGCUACCCAAUGAGAAAAGACAUCCAAGAGGGCGAUCUGUAUAUUGUGUUCCCAAAAGUGAAUUAUGCCGACCUGGAAGAUUCUGAGGAGGAGAGCUACCAGGACGGGAAGCCCCGCAAGAAACUUCUCCCUGACCGGAUGAAGGCCGCUCGGGACCGAGCCAACCGGAAGCUGGUGGACUUCAUCGUGAAAACAAAGGGGGCCGACGACCAUCUUCUAGACAUCGUCAAAGGCAGGAAACAGUCCAGGUGGCUGGCAUCCUUCCUGAAGUCAGAGAGGUAUGUGAUCUGCGUUGAAACAUACCUGGAGGAUGAAGAUCAGUUGGAUGUCGUGGUAGAACAUUUACAGGAAAUCUACAAACAAAUAGACAAGAAGAAGCUGUCUCUGACAAGAGACGACAAAGUGAGUUUUGUUCUGGAAGUCCUUCUGCCAGAAGCCAUCAUUUGUUCAAUUGCUGCACUUGAUGGACUCGAUUACAAGGAGGCAGAAGAAAAGUACCUGCAAGGGCCACCUGUGCAUUCCCGGGAAAAAGAACUAUUUGAUAGAAACGUCUUUAAGACAGUGAGAAAGAGAGGGGGGACCAAGGCUAAUUAGCUUGUUCCCUGCACCACACCUUCGCAGGGAGACCUCUCAUUUGCAUCAUUAAUAAGAACCCCUGCGUGCAUAAACGUGGCACCCCUCCGUUUCUAUGACGCUUAGCAACGUUCUAGAAAAUCAAAAUGUCAAAUUUGGGAACCUGCUGAAUUGGUUUUGGAUCCAUCUCUGGCAUUUGUGGCUGUUUUGAUUCACCAUAAAACCACUGUAUCUGUCUCCCUGAAACUCUGCUUCAUCCUGGUUCAGACUGUACAACUACAUAGCUGGAAUGUCUAAAACACACACACUUACACACACACACACACACAACACACACAUAUG